AUGGCUGACGACAUGACACGUAACUAUAGCAUAGCUAACGCUGAAGAUCAAAUGCAGGUUGUCUUAUAUGAAGUUGAGUUAUUAUUGCGCACAGGUGCCAUUCCAAAGUCACUGUCAGACUUCGGCCUGCCAAUGCCAAUGCCUAAUUUCAUUGAACGGCUAAGAAAUAGACUCCUAAUGGAAGAAAAGAACUAUGAUAGAGAACAACUAGCACUUGAAAAUGAAACAUGUCGAGCCAGACUUAACUCUCAACAACUACACAUAUAUGAAGACAUCAUAACAUCAGUAACAUCUAACAAACACGUACUAGGUUUUGUAUACGGUCACGGUGGUACUGGGAAAACAUUCUUAUGGACGACUAUCAUUUCUGCUUUGCGCUCUAGAGGCAAUAUUGUUUUGGCAGUUGCAUCAUCCGGAAUUGCUUCUCUAUUGCUACCUUCUGGCAGAACAGCUCACUCUCGGUUUAAAAUACCGCUUGACUUAUCAGACGAGUCAUUGUGCCUAAUAAAAAAGAAAACACAUCUUGCACAAUUGAUAAUAGAGGCUUCCCUAAUUAUUUGGGAUGAAGCACCAAUGAAUGAUCGUAGCUGUUUUGAAUCAUUAGACAAAUCCUUACAAGAUCUAUUUAAUAAUCCUAACAUACCUUUCGGUGGGAAAUCCGUGUUACUAGGUGGCGACUUUCGACAAACACUACCGAUAGUUCCAAAGGCUUCAAAAGCAUUAAUCUUGGCCUCAACAUUACCUAACUCACACCUGUGGAAACAUUUCAAGAUCUAUCAACUAAGCCAAAACAUGCGUCUAGAAAGGCCGAAUCUUAGUUUAUCCGAAAGAAACUCUAUUGCAGAAUUCUCUUCGUGGCUCCUUGCUCUAGGCGAUGGUAAACUAGGAACACCAGAAAUAAACGACCUUGAAAAUACGAAAAACAUAGAAAUACCAACACAAUACUUAAUACCAUUUAAAGACGGUGCACUCAACGAACUAAUACAAUUUAUAUAUGAUGCGGACACCUUACAAAACCCAUCCGCGAGUUCGUUUUCUAGAAAAGCCACUGUCUGCCCUAAGAACGAAACAGCCCAAGAAAUCAAUCUUGCCAUACUCCAAAUGUGCCAUGGAUCAAGCAUCACAUACAACAGUGUUGAUUCAGCACUUCCCCACAUGGGUGAUCGCGGUGACACCGAAAUGUUGUACCCAACAGAAUACCUAAAUCUGCUAGACUUUAAUGGACUACCACUGCAUUGUUUACAGUUAAAAGUUAAUGCACCGGUCAUAUUGCUUAGAAAUCUUAACCCUGCAGCUGGUCUAUGUAACGGUACAAGACUUAUAGUUACACAACUAUUACCCCGAAUCAUAGAGGCAUAA
Messenger RNA from Helianthus annuus (common sunflower), 1359 nucleotides. RefSeq names its product ATP-dependent DNA helicase pif1-like. Bases 1 to 1359 code for a protein of 452 amino acids. The transcript has a single exon. Gene Ontology annotation, molecular function: DNA helicase activity. Gene Ontology annotation, biological process: DNA repair; telomere maintenance. NCBI's taxonomy places the organism in Eukaryota, Viridiplantae, Streptophyta, Magnoliopsida, Asterales, Asteraceae. The record is from RefSeq and is a predicted model, not a curated record.